Elephantulus edwardii (Cape elephant shrew) is the source of this 1329-nucleotide messenger RNA. RefSeq names its product methyl-CpG binding domain protein 4 (gene MBD4). Gene Ontology annotation, cellular component: nucleus. The coding region runs from base 1 to 1329 and encodes 442 amino acids. Lineage: Eukaryota; Metazoa; Chordata; Mammalia; Macroscelidea; Macroscelididae. Gene Ontology annotation, molecular function: pyrimidine-specific mismatch base pair DNA N-glycosylase activity; DNA binding. The record is from RefSeq and is a predicted model, not a curated record. The transcript is spliced from 7 exons. Gene Ontology annotation, biological process: DNA repair.
AUGGAGAAUCGGAGCCUGGGGGCCUGCGGAGAUGACCCCUCCGUCGCCUUGAGUGAACACCGAGUCUCAGAGCGGCCAUGUGACCUUCGUGAAGGAGAUGUUGCUGUGGGUCCAGAAAGAGUGACAAAUGAAGAAGAAAAAGAAGUGAAAAACAGCAACAGGUGUAAUUCCCUGCUCCAAGAACCCAUUGCUUCAACACAGUUUGGUGGCACUGCCAUGACACAAUGCCCUAAGUCUGUCCCCUGUGGUUGGGAAAGAGUUGUGAAGCAGAGAUUAUCUGGGAAAACAGCAGGACGAUUUGAUAUAUAUUUUAUCAGCCCUCAAGGACUGAAGUUCAGAUCCAAACGUUCACUUAUUAAGUUUCUAAACAAAAAUGGAGAGACUUCUGUUAAGCCAGAAGAUUUUGACUUUACCAUUCUUCCAAAAAAAGACUUCAAAUCAAGAUACAAAGACUGUAGCACAAAAGCUCUCCCAUCCCCAGUGCAAAAGAAUGGCAACAAUUCAAACCAGAAACUCAGGACACAGAAAGGGCUGAAGAAAGCUAUGCUUUCUCUGCCAUCCAGUGGUUCAGAACUGCAAGAGAGCAGAGGGCUAUCCAACCUUACUCCUUUGAAAGAAGAUGGAAGUGUUCCUGAUGCUAACUCCAUGAGGGUUAGAAAGUUGGAAGAAAAGACCAUUUUGAAAGGAGUUCAAACUAAGAAAACUAAAAAUGAAAGCUGCGAGAGUCUUUCAGGUUCUUUUCAAAGUAAUCGAAAGGUAGAGUCUGUGUAUAAUAAAGCAGCUGUUGAAAGUGAGCCCGUUGCAGAGGAGCACCAGUUUGCUAGAACUCACUGCCUUUUCCGUGCCCCAGCGAGUGAUGAGACUGCCAGUGGAGCAGAUGAAGAAGGAGGACUUAAGUGGACCCCUCCUCGGUCACCUUUUAAUCUUGUUCAGGAAACCCUUUUUCAUGAUCCAUGGAAGCUCCUCAUCGCUACUAUAUUUCUUAAUCGGACCUCAGGCAAAAUGGCAAUACCUGUGCUUUGGGAGUUUUUGGAGAAGUACCCUUCAGCUGAAGUAGCAAGAAGUGCAGACUGGAGAGAUGUGUCAGAACUGCUUAAGCCUCUUGGUCUCUAUGAUCUUCGCGCAAAGACCAUUGUCAAGUUCUCAGAUGAGUAUCUGACAAAGCAGUGGAAGUAUCCAAUUGAACUUCAUGGGAUUGGGAAAUACGGCAAUGACUCUUACCGGAUUUUUUGCGUCGAUGAGUGGAAACAGGUGCACCCUGAAGACCAUAAAUUAAAUAAAUACCAUGACUGGCUUUGGGAAAAUCAUGAAAACCUAAGUCUAUCUUAA